AACGAAAAUCAGAAAAUCAUAUUCACACAGAGACUUGAGAUUUGAGAAGACAUUCACAUGACAGAUUUGAGGAGAAACUGCGCUGAUGCGGUCCUUUUGGGUUCAAUGCCCUCGAAAUUCUUGCCUGUGUCCAACACAAACUGAUUUUUCCCUUUUUUGCCCUAGCUUUCUUCUUCCUUAAACUUCACCCAAUCAAACCCUAAUGUUUUCCUGAAUUUACACGCAAUUUCCACAAUUUCUCACAUCUCUGCUCUUCAAUUUUGAAAAAUCCCUUUAAUUUUUACCCAAAAUUGCAUCUCCUAUUUGAUUCACUCUCUAAACCACCAGAAGGGACAGAGAGACGAUAAAUUUGUAUGUAUGUUGUGAUGACGGUGUUUGAUUUUGGAGCUUGUUAUUCAUCUUCUUCGACUUCUAUAUCAAGAAACAAAUCUUCUCGAUAUUAAUUUCUCUUGAAUGCAACCCAAUGAUCUCUAAUGUGUACCCUAACUAAAUAAUCAUAACCCCACGUUUUUGCUCCGCGCGAUCCCCUCAUAAUGUCUGACGAACCAUCCUCAUCGCCGAUCCAUUGCGACGGCGAAAUCAACGACAACAAUAAAACUGCUGCAAACAAUAACAAUGGAAGCGACGCUGUAGUGAGGAGAGAGAGGCCUUCGCGGGCAUGUACUGCUCGUUCCGCUGCACGGUUGUACGCAGCUGCCGCUGCGGAAGCGGCGGUUGUGACGGGUGGACGGAAACAGAAAUCCAGACGGCGGCCUUCUCGGAGAGAAAUAGAGGAGGAGGAAGAAGAAGAAGAAGAGCAACCGCCUUCUCCGCCUAACCCGUACAGCACGAUCGUGACGCCGUUGGUGCGAGAGCCUCCGCUGUCACAGUUGUCGCGAUGGAGUAUUAGGUCUAUGUGGGAGCUAGCAUCAAUUCUUAAUUUUUUUAAUGUUUAUAGGCCUCUUUUGAAUAUUAAAGUUGAGUUUUCUGUUGAAGAGUUCGAAACAGCCCUGAUUACACCGAAUGGUACUUUGGGUGACAUUCAUAUUCCUUUAUUGAAGGCAAUAUCUCCAGUUACUCGGAUGGCGUUAGGAAGAAACACAUGGGUUACUGUUUUAUGCAGAAAGCUAAGAGAUUGGUGGCACUGGGUUGCAGAGGGGGAAUUACCUAUUGUAGCAUCACAUGGGGCGGAAAUUGAAACAUAUAACACACUUGAUCCUGGUGUUCGUGUGAUCAUAUUGAAAGCCUUAUGUGACAUUCGUGUUGAGCAAGAAGAUAUAAGAGGCUAUAUAGAUGACUCUAUAAAACAUGGUGUUCCUCUUUCAGCAUUUCGUAAAGAACGUACAGGUGGCGACUCUCAUGGAGUUUCUUACUGGUACGAGGAUGAUCCUAUCAUUGGACAGAGGUUAUACCGUGAAAUUAGGACAGUGGAAGUGAAGAAAGGGAAGGGGAAAAAUGUACAGUCUGUUCCAUCGUAUCAGUGGGAAACAAUUGCUACUAAUUUGGAUGAGUUUCAAGACGUUUCAGAAAAACUAUCUUCUAGCAAAAAUCGUACCGAGUCUUCACUUGGGAAGAAACUAGAAGAUGACAUCCUACCAGAGAUUGAGAAGGUCCAUAAGAGGAAAGAGAAGUUGCUCAAGAGACAGCAUAGACAAGCUCUUCUUCUUGAUAGCAUGAUUAUUGAUGCACUUGGUCCAGGGCGUUCCCUACGUGGCAGAAAACCCGUGUCCUACACUUUUGAUGAUUAUGACCGAUCGAUCAAUGAGGCUAUCAAGAUAACCAAAAGGAAGCAAGCGUCCCCAGAACAUAGUGUGAGGGAACAUAGCGUGAGAAGAGAAGGUUUAAGAAAUGGGGUUUCCACAAAUGGCGCUCCAUCACAAACUUCUCAUCAACCCUCACCAAUUCCAUCAUCACCCGAUUCACAUUCACUCCAACUUCAUUAUGAUGAAACCGAUGAAGAUCAUGCAUAUGCAUCUGAACCCUUGGAUCGAAGCAACAGGAAGAGGCAGAGGCCUCAAAGGUAUUCGGCACACGAGUUUGUAGAGGCCGUUUCCGACAAUGAUGGUGACAGUGACGAUGAUAUAGUUGGUGAAGCAGUAUACGAUGAAGAAUAUCUAAAAAGAAGAAAAGGAAGGAGAAAGAUGUCAAGUAGUUCUGAAGGUGAAGGAGAUGAAGAGUAUCAUUGGGAUGAAGAAAAUGCCAAGGAGGAAGAAGAAGAAGAAGAGGAUGAGGAUGAAGGGGAUGCGUCAAUAAGUGCAAGUGAAGACAGUGAUGUUCCACAAAGAUCCAACAAGUUUUCGGGCCGGGCCCGUCGGGCCACAAAACUAAGGUCGGUUGUUGAACUCCAAGACGGUCUCCGACGCAGUAAACGGGCCACUCGUAACCGUAUCGAUUACACAAAGUAUGAGUUUUCUGAUUCCGAACCCGAGUUAGCCAAGCCCGAGAAGUUAAAUGGGCCUAAUAAAAACCAUGAAGCAAGUGAAAGUGAUACACCGGGUUUUCCCAUGGGAAGUGACGAUAAUACUGGUACUGGUAGUGAUACUGAUAAUGGGGAGGUGAAGAUGGAUGGACCCGUUAUUGAAGAUGAGCCUAAGAUGGAAAAGGAAGAUGAACAUAAGGAACCACAAGCUAUGAAAGUUGAUGAGCCGGUGGAAGAUGAGUUUGAAGGUGGUUCGCAAAAAAGACGGUUUCUUGAUCUUAAUGAGCUUGCACCAGGUCCGGGGUUUGAAGAUGGCCAGACAAUGAAAGACGAAGAUACAGAUAAUUUGUAGGGGUUUCCCAACUCAUGGCUUGGGAAGCUAGUUGUACGAUAUUAUAUAUAAAUAUAUAAAUAUAUUUGUUAGUUUUUGCAA
This is a messenger RNA of Lactuca sativa (garden lettuce), 2831 nucleotides long. Its product is annotated as DDT domain-containing protein DDR4. Lineage: Eukaryota; Viridiplantae; Streptophyta; Magnoliopsida; Asterales; Asteraceae. The record is from RefSeq and is a predicted model, not a curated record. Gene Ontology annotation, cellular component: RSF complex. Gene Ontology annotation, biological process: regulation of DNA-templated transcription.